AUGGCCCCCAAGAACCGUGUGAUCAUCGAUACCGACCCUGGUAUCGAUGAUGUUCUCGCCAUGCUCUUGGCCCUCGCGGCCUCCCCUGAGGAGUUGGAGGUCAUGAUGAUUUCAGUCACAUACGGCAACGUGCCUCUUCAGAGCUGUCUACGCAAUGCGGUUGCGCUGUUCCAUGUUCUGGAGAAGGAGUUGGCCUGGCGCAAGGAGAACGGCAAGCCCGAGGGUUUUGAGUCGUUGAGGGCCUAUAAGCCUAUUGUAGCUGUCGGGGCAGAGCAUCCUCUUGAGGAUGAUGAGCUGGCAGCCGACUACUUCCAUGGCAUCGAUGGUCUGCACGGCGUCCAUGAGAAGCAUCCCCACCUCACCCCCGACGACAGAUGGAAGGCACUCUUCCACACAGAGAAGAACGUUGACCACGACCCGUCCCCCUUCAACCAGUACUUCACACCAGCCAAGCAGGUCGCUCACAAGGAGAUUCUGCGCAUCCUGAAGGAGAACCCUCCCAACACCAUCUCCAUUUGCGUCGUUGGCCCCAUGACGAACGUCGCCCUCGCCGCUGCUGAGGACCCCGAGACCUUCCUCCGUGUGAAGGAGCUGUGCGUUAUGGGCGGUGCUGUCCACGUUGAGGGAAACAUCACUCCCGUCGGUGAAUUCAACACCUUUGCCGACACCGUCGCGGCGGCCCGAGUCUUCGCUCUGACUUCCCCUAACCCCCGCUCCACCAUGCCUCCCAUCUCGAAGGAGAAGUCAUCUCUCCCGCCUUACCCAGCCAAGCUCUCCAAGCAGCUCAAGCUGACUCUCUUCCCCCUCGACAUCACAACGCCCCACCUGCUCAACAAGAACUUCUUCACCGAGAGAAUCAAGCCCAUCGUCGAGGCAGGCAGCCCUCUUGGACAGUGGGUUGACCACUUCAUGUCCAAGACCUUUGAGAAGGUUGAGUCUAUGGAGGGCAACGGCCAGGAGCCCGGUCUCUCCCUACACGACCCUCUCACCGUCUGGUAUCUCAUUACACAGUCCGACCCCAAGUGGAAGCCCGUCGCGGAGCCUGAGGACAUCCGCAUCGAAACCUCUGGCCAAUGGACGCGCGGAAUGCAUGUCAUCGACCGCAGAGUCAGAGCUAAGUACACCGAGGCGGCCCUCGAAAGCGAUUCCACCGGCGAGGGUGUCGACGUUCUUACACUGGCUGAGGUGCCGGGCGACUGCGGCGGUUGGCUCAGCUACAGCAGAGGCAACAGGAUCAACAGGAUGGUCGGGUCUCCCGGCGAGGAGCUGUUCGCGCAUGAUCUGAUGAAGAGAAUCUUUGGUUGA
Molecule: messenger RNA, 1305 nt
Organism: Colletotrichum gloeosporioides
Lineage: Eukaryota; Fungi; Ascomycota; Sordariomycetes; Glomerellales; Glomerellaceae
Exons: 4
Coding region: 1-1305 (434 amino acids)
Biological process (GO): purine nucleoside catabolic process
Cellular component (GO): cytosol
Molecular function (GO): purine nucleosidase activity
Source: RefSeq, a predicted model, not a curated record